This is a messenger RNA of Pleuronectes platessa (European plaice), 2003 nucleotides long. It is a transcript of the gene hmces, whose product is annotated as 5-hydroxymethylcytosine binding, ES cell specific. Gene Ontology annotation, molecular function: single-stranded DNA binding. The transcript has 7 exons. The coding region runs from base 150 to 1253 and encodes 367 amino acids. Lineage: Eukaryota; Metazoa; Chordata; Actinopteri; Pleuronectiformes; Pleuronectidae. Gene Ontology annotation, biological process: DNA damage response. The record is from RefSeq and is a predicted model, not a curated record.
AAGAAGGAUAGGGGCCGGUGUGCAGAAAACCGCGGGAGGGGCGACCGUGACGAGUUGUGUGUCCGGACAAGUUCCUGAGACGACAUCUGAAAACACAACAGCACAACUACACCGCUACACUCAACAACAGUUUCGCUUCUGCCGUCAGGAUGUGUGGAAGAACCGCGUGCACUCUGGCUCCAGACGAGGUGAGCCGAGCCUGCUCCUACAGGACCCGGGGCGGGCAGCGCAGACAGCCCCGCUGGAGGGAUGGAGAUGCGGAUAAGUACCGGCCCUCCUACAACAAGAGCCCCACGACCAUGAGCCCCGUCCUGCUGUCCCAGAGGCAUUUUGACAAGGAUGCUCCUGUGGAUGAGUGUGUGUUGGCCUCCAUGCGCUGGGGUCUCGUACCUGCCUGGUUCAAGGAGAAAGAUCCGAGCAAAAUGCAGUACAGCACCAACAACUGCCGCAGUGAGAACAUACUGGAGAAGAAAUCUUACAAGUACCCCCUGAAUAAAGGACAGCGCUGCGUCAUCCUGGCUGAUGGGUUUUAUGAGUGGAGGCGGGAGGUGAAAAACAAGCAGCCAUUCUUCAUCUACUUCCCUCAGACUCCGGCAGGAUCCACUCAGGAGAAAGCAGAAGAUCAGGAUGACCUUCCGACCUCGGCUCGCAGUGAGGAGAAUUCAGAGACGGCACGCUCUGCAGACGGGCCCUGCCUUGACUCCACGGAGGGAGGGGAGGAAGCACCAUGUGAAUGGACAGGCUGGAAGUUGCUGACUAUGGCUGGACUGUUUGACUGCUGGACACCUCCAGGUGGUGGAGAACCCCUUUAUACUUACAGUGUGAUCACUGUGAAUGCUUCCCCAAACCUGCAGAGCAUCCAUGAUAGGAUGCCAGCUAUCCUGAAUGGCGAGGAGGAAGUGAGAAGAUGGCUCAACUUUGGGGAGGUGAAGCCUCUUGAUGCCCUGAAACUGCUCCAGUCUAAAAACAUUCUGACUUUUCAUCCCGUCUCGUCGCUCGUCAACAACUCGCGCAACAACUCUCCAGAGUGCCUUCAGCCUGUGGAUCCUAGCAGUAAAAAGGAGCCCAAACCCACAGCCAGCAGUCAGAGGAUGAUGAGCUGGUUGAAAAGCAGCUCAACCACUAAGAGGAAGGAGUCAGACACUCGUGAGAAUGAGCAGCAAGAAAGAAAGACAGAGACUCAGCAGAAGUCGACUGGAGGACUUCAGCAGUGGCUUCAGGGAGCCAAUAAGAAACAGAGAACCAAGGAUUGAAAACUGCACAUUUGAUUACCGUUUAGGUCUCAUUGAUUCUACUUUACUGGUUUUAAAGGCAUUAGAAACAUUAAGGUUUUUGCUUAUGCUAGUAAAUAUCUUUUAUGUAAUAAAUAUAUGCUUCACAGAUGUGACUAAUAUUCAAUAUUUCAUUGUCAGAAAUAAACAUAGUACUUUAUUCAAGAUUUUUAUUACCCUUAUUACUUGAAACGCAAAGACAUUGAAACAAUGUAGAUGCUUCAAUCAUGUUUUCAUUCUAUUCAAAGUUGUAUGUAAUCUAGAAUGCAUUUCAAAGUUUUAACACCAAUAGAUUGGUUAAGAGAUGUCAAGCACUUUAACUGUUUGCCAACACGAGCAAGUCGGAUAUGGAGAUUUACAACACAACCUUUUCAGCCUUCACCCAACCAUGAUCUGGAGGUUUGCAAAUAUACAAAGUCUUGCAAUAGUUGACAGUAAAAAGAAACGUUCUAGCUAAUAGUACUCGGUUAUGAGUGAUAUUUAUACUUGAGAAAACUCUCCCCUCCAGGACUGUCAGGUACAAUGACCUACUGUCUUGAUUUGAUUCAUAUCAAAUGUUGUACCAAGAACUCAAUAAAAGACAAACCUUCAUUUUCUCCAAUAGAGGAACAGCAAUAUGUUAGUGACAGCACUUUACACCAAGGAUUCUGGAUAUACAGGAUGUCCUCAGCCUGAGCUACAACUGCAUGUAUUGUGGCUUCAACAUGAGAUGAAUGAACAAGUCUUCAGUUA